UUGCAGUCUUGCAGAGGAUUAGAACACACACACACUCUCUCUCAAGGGUUGCUAUUCUGCAGAAAGAUGUCGUCCAAAACCCUAGUUCGCCAAGGAGUUUCUUUGAUGAAUCGGUUAAUCAAUCCAAUCCUUCAACAGAAUUCGAGCACGAAGCAUCAAUUUGUAUCGCGGAGCUUCGAAAUCACUCCAAAGCUUUUAUCGCAAUCACCAUUUCUCUCCCAGUUUCAGCCCUCACUGCAUUUGCCCCAGAACGAUGCCGAGACACUGAAGAGAGUAUCUUGUGAAGGAUUCUUGUACCCUUGUGGCCUUCCUUCCCUCGAGUUCUUCCUUCCAGAUGUGGAUGACUCUUCAUCAAGUGACCCAAUGCUCUUAUUUCCAAAGCGAACUUACCAACCAAGCACCAUUAGGCGUAAAAGGAAACAUGGAUUCUUCGCUCGCAAAGCAACCAAGGGUGGUCGGAGAGUUAUUUCUCGAAGAAUUGCCAAGGGUAGGGCAAGAAUCACAGCUUAAUAACAUUUUCGUCUGGCUAGAUUUCUAUCAAAUGAGAUUUAAGUGUAGAAGGUUGGGUUAGUGAAUGGUAAGACUAAGCAAACAGGAAGAGAAACAUUGCUCCUAGUUGGUGGCUCAGCUUUUAUUGAACCGCGUUUAGAUUUGAAUUCAAUCCCAUAUGACUGUGCUUUUCUUUUGAAACUCUUCAUCUGUGCAUGUCAUGCUUUUGCCAUUAUAUUUCAUACAUAUGUUUGCAGGACUAUCUUAUCCAAAUUGCUGAGUUGAUCUGUGAGUUGGUGUUUCUGUUUUAAGAGUAUAAUUUGAACUUGAUAAGUUCUAUUAAAGGUGUUUUGGAAGGGAGUGGCCUUUAGUCACUUUUGAAGUUGCAAAACGAUUCUUUUACUAUCAAUGAAUGUGGUUAUGUUCCACGACAGCCUUGUCAAUUGAAGUAUGUGCUUUGUAUACAUCAUCAGCCUACUGGGUGUUGUUAAGUGGUUCCGUUGGUUCAAGAAACUCUCUCUCUCUCUCUCUCUCUCUCUCUCUCUC
Molecule: messenger RNA, 1035 nt
Organism: Ilex paraguariensis (yerba mate)
Lineage: Eukaryota; Viridiplantae; Streptophyta; Magnoliopsida; Aquifoliales; Aquifoliaceae
Source: the annotation of a GenBank genome assembly